Molecule: messenger RNA, 3339 nt
Organism: Vespa velutina
Lineage: Eukaryota; Metazoa; Arthropoda; Insecta; Hymenoptera; Vespidae
Exons: 8
Coding region: 57-2855 (932 amino acids)
Biological process (GO): regulation of small GTPase mediated signal transduction; signal transduction
Cellular component (GO): cytoplasm
Molecular function (GO): GTPase activator activity
Source: RefSeq, a predicted model, not a curated record
UCCAAAUAACUGAAAAAUAAAUACACGUGAAAGCCAUUUAGGCAUUACAGAAGAGAAUGGCAGACUUUAAUGAAGGUGUUGAUGGGAAAUUGGCUUUUCGAAUGCGAAAAGUCAAUCCCGAACAGUUUCAUACGCUCGUCAAGAUGCAUUUAUCUUUUGAACUGGAUCUCAAUACGGAGGAUAAUGAUUGUAUUAUCGAAAAGGCGAAAUUAAAAAAAUGGGGUAUAUUGAAUUUUGCAAGGAAACCAAAGUCAACUAUUAAUCUACAAAAAGUAGAAGGUGCUAGUCUAUCUGAAAAUGGAAUAAAUCAAGUUAAACAAUUAAUAGAAUACUUAUCCAAAGAACAAAGUAUUAUACAGGAAGGAAUAUUUCGACGUACAGGGAAAUUGACAAGGCAGCAAGAUCUGAAAAGUGCACUUUACCAAGGUGUUCCAUUAAAUCUUGAAGAUGGUCGAUUUAGCGUACACGAUUGUGCAUCUGUUUUAAAAGGAUUUUUAGCAGAGCUAUCUGAACCUCUCUUAACAGAUCUCCAUUUUCCAGCUCACUGUCAAAUUGCUGAAUUGUGCAAUUUGAAUGACAACACGAACGAAGCCAGAUUACUUAGAUCCUUGCAAUUGCUUUUAUUGCUUUUACCACCUCCAAAUAGGCAUAUAUUGAAAUGUGUCCUUAAUCUCCUCAAUAAGACGGCAACUUAUGAACAUAAUAACAAAAUGAACUGUGAUACUCUUGCUACUCUAUUUACUCCUCAUCUAUUGUGUCCACGAAAAUUAUCACCUGAGGCAUUACAUACUAAUUCACAAAAUUUGUCGUGUUUGGUCGCCUUUAUGAUUAAAAAAGGUAUGGAAUUAUUUGAUAUACCUCCAAAAUUGGCAACCGAUAUAAGGGCUUAUUGGAUAGAACAGGAAAGAAAAUUAUUAAGUCCUAAAAAGACAGACUCGAAUGAAUCUGUACCAGACACUACAGGCACGGCGCAUACUGUAUUCAGUUUCGUUGACCAUAAAUUGACGGCAAAAGCUAAUUCCACUCAAGAUACUCAGGCAGCUCUUGCUCAGCUUUAUGCUCAUAUACAAGCAAUGCCAGAGUCUGCAAAAAAACGAAGACUUGUAAAGCAAUUUAAUAAGGAAAAUGGUCAAGGUACACCCAGGCACGUGAAAAAUGUUCGAACCAAGAGUCUUGGGGAUUCGAUAAAGAAGCACAUCUUUCAAAGGAAACUUUUGGGUCAUAAAAAAUUCAUAGAUAUCAAUAUUGGAUGCAACAUUACCAGAUCUAGUAGCGAGGAAAAUAUAUUGUCUACGAGUCUUGAAAAGCCAUUCUUUCAAAAAACUCGUUUCACCAAAUCGGAUGAUGAAUUUAAUUUAGAAAAUUCUGAUUCUCAUACUAAUAACCUUAUACGUACUAAACACAUUAGUAACAGUACUGGUAGCCUCAACGAGCCUACUGCAUCGUUUUAUAAAGAUAAAAGGAAAGCUAUGCUCGUGGGUCUUGUAAAUAUAACCGAUAAUAAACGCACUAAUGAACAAAGUAUUAACAAGAAAACAUCACCGAAACAGAAGAAGAAGUCGUAUGUAAAUAAUUCCGGAAGUUAUAAGACGACGAAUAGAAGUACCUUUUUACAGGAAGAUUCUUUUAAUGAUGGAGGUACAGAAAAAAUUAGUAAUUUAUCUGGUACUACUACUAUUAGAUUGUCUAGGCAAUCCAGCGAGCCACCAGAUAUCUACUCUUCUCAAAUUACAACAAAUAAAGUUGAUAGCAGUGAAUUGAUUAGACAAUAUUCUGAGCCAGUAUUUCCAAUAUCUAGAAGAAAAAAUAUAGAAGUCGCUUGUAAAUCUAGAAUCACGCAAGAUGUUGACGCAAAAUCAUCUGAGUUGACAAUAAAAUCUGAAUCAUUUACGGAGAAUGCAUGCUCAUAUCCAUCUCCAAUAGUUAAAAACAGAUUUUGGAAUGUAUAUGCUGCUCAUACUUCUACGCCAUCAAACCUUUUACGAAGGAGUUUAGUCGCUAAUGAUUACAUAUUGACACCUAUCACUAAUAAUGAUGACAAAAGCAUGAGUCCUAUCACACAAAGUGCAACUAAAAUGACAAAAGCUAUGCAGGAAACUAUGAUGACUCCACGUUCUCGUAAACCCGUCAUGAUGGUAUCAGGAUCGAAUCUUUGCAAUCUUGCCAGUAUGAAUGACAGUUCCGUACAACAUAAUAACGUUUCUAAUAACUUGCGUAGAUCAAAUAUUGAUCUCUUAGCUCAUAUGAGCUGUUCUUCUAUUUUAGAGGAAUUACGUAAACCAGAUAGUGCAGACGGUGAAUUUAUUUAUAUGGAAGGCGUUGACAUAGACGACAAAGAAAAUUGUACAGAAGAAAUAUGUCAAAAGCACAAUUUGGGUACUUCAAUAGCGGACGAUUGUUGUACCAUGACGCAACAAAGCUCUAUGUCAAUAACAAGCACAUUUAGGGAAUAUUUAUUAUCAAGAAGCGUAUUAACUGCUAGUCCUGUUGAUCUUAGUUUUACUUCGCGUACUGAUGAUUUUGAGCAAUCAGAAUCUGACCUAAAUAUUUUAAAUGAAAAUGGACUAUCUAGUAGUUUACUUCGUUGUUUAGAUGGAAACAAUCCAGAAUCUGAUACAUCUGGUAUAGCUUCUGGAAGUACGAAUAGCGCUAAUGAUUCGACAGAAAAAAUUGAAGAAACUGUUUCCCCAAGAAAACGGGGAACUAGUUUACAACGUAAUGACUCGAAAAGAUCUAUAAAGGAUAAAAAUAUAUUGAAAGGAGAACGCGGUCAAAGUUUUAAGUAUAAACAGAUAAGUGAGUCAAGAUUAAAUUCUACGAAAGUGAAAGAUACAUUUCAGGAGACUUCAUUUUAAAUUCGAGUAAAAUUACUUAAAGUAUAAGUACAAAUCAAUGUGAAUCUCAGUAUGGACACUAAUGAAAUGUAAACGUCGUGAUUUUUAGUCAAGUUUUACACUGUUGAUCGUAUAUUAUAUAUUUUCUUUUCUCUCUCUCUCUCUCUCUCUCUCUUCUUUUUAAAUAAUAGUAAGUAACCUGAUGAGUUAUCAGGAACGUUUCGUUCUUUUAAUUUUCCUUGUUUUGAAAUUAUUCAAUCUCAUAAGAUCCAUGACAACAUUAACUUUGAUGUUAUGCAUGGAAAUUUUACAAGUGUUUCUAAUUUUCUCAUAUUUCCUUCAAUUUAUUCAUAGGGGAAAAUUUUUAUUAUGCUGGGCGCAGAAAAUUUAUAUGUGACAAUUUUAUAUCAGGGUAAAACAUAUGACAUGGCUGUUUUUUUUAUGUCAUAUCUAAGAUAUGUAAUAUAUAAAUUUGAAAGUAAAGUAUCUACCAUAAUGAAAGACA